AUGAACAUGCAGGGAAAGAUCAUCUUCUACGAGGACAAGAACUUUCAGGGUCGCUCCUAUGAGACCAGCCAGGACUGCCCUGAGCUGACAUCCCACCUUAGCAGGUGCAACUCCUGCAGGGUUGAGAGCGGCUGCUUCAUGGCCUACGAUCGCAACAACUACAUGGGAAACCAGUACUUCAUGCGAAGGGGCGAGUACCCUGACUACCAGCGUAUGAUGGGUUUCGAUGACUGCAUCAAGUCCUGCCGUAACAUCCCCAUGCACAGAGGAGACUACAAGAUGAGGAUCUACGAGAGGGAGAACUUCGGAGGUCAGAUGCACGAGAUGAGCGAGGACUGUGACUCCAUCCAGGAGCGUUACCGUAUGUCCGACUGCCAGUCCUGCAACGUGAUGGACGGCCACUGGCUGAUGUACGAGCAGCCCCACUUCAAAGGCAGGCAGAUGUACAUGAGACCUGGAGAGUAUAGAAACCUCAGAGAGAUGCAGGGAUACAAUGGAAUGAAGUUCAGUUCCAUCAGAAGGAUCACCGACUCCUGUUAAAUUAUC
This is a messenger RNA of Salvelinus fontinalis (brook trout), 546 nucleotides long. Its product is annotated as gamma-crystallin M3-like. The coding region runs from base 1 to 540 and encodes 179 amino acids. The record is from RefSeq and is a predicted model, not a curated record. Gene Ontology annotation, biological process: visual perception; lens development in camera-type eye. Lineage: Eukaryota; Metazoa; Chordata; Actinopteri; Salmoniformes; Salmonidae. The transcript has 3 exons. Gene Ontology annotation, molecular function: structural constituent of eye lens.